AUGCUUGCACUCAUUCCCAUCCAAUCCUUCUUCUCUCUUCUUUCCUUCUCUUCCUUCAGCCGACGGGCAUUGGACCCAGACCGUGGGCAUCAUCAAUCACACGACGCCACCACCUCACCGAGCACUCGGCCCAGCCACGGUACUAUGUAUGUAUACGGUACCGAGUUACUGUCUUGGAGUCGUACAACCUGUUCUCGAAUCUCUUCCCCCUGGCAACCUCGUCAGACUCGGUCUCUCUGUCCUGCCAAACGUCCCCACACCCGCCAUCACAAAACAUGGCGAAUUGGCAGCCGAGCCCCAAUUCUAGCCACUAAACAAAUGGCUUUCAUGAUCUGGGACAAGAAUUCGGUGACUUCGCCAUGA
Plenodomus lingam JN3 is the source of this 363-nucleotide messenger RNA. The record is from RefSeq and is a predicted model, not a curated record. Lineage: Eukaryota; Fungi; Ascomycota; Dothideomycetes; Pleosporales; Leptosphaeriaceae.